Messenger RNA from Hepatospora eriocheir, 249 nucleotides. The record is from the annotation of a GenBank genome assembly. Lineage: Eukaryota; Fungi; Microsporidia; Hepatosporidae.
AUGUUUAUUCAAAAUUAUAUAACCGGUAUUACUAAGGUAGUUUCUUUAGAUGCAAACCCUUCUAUAAAAAAAGAAGAUAAGAAGAAACUAGUAGAUAAAGUGAAUAAAGAUAUGCCUAGACAAAAUGAAAGAGGUGAUGAUAGACAGACUAGAAGUAGAACUAGUACAAGAAGUAGUAGAGGUCGUAAUAAUACAAAAUCAUAUCUUUAUUCUAUUCUGAAUUUAAUUCAAAUUAUGUUAACUCUUUAA